AGAAGAUAGAUACAUAUAAGAAGUCAACAUAAACCAACCACAUUAGCGUCUCUCCUCGACCCACCACGGCGUCAACUAUUUGACGAGCCUGCCAUGAUUUCUUCAGUCGUUCGCUUCAUCCUUGUGCUGGUUCUGCACAACUCAGCGAUGCUGACGUCUUUGUUGGCGCGGUUUUUGGGACAAGGGGUUUUCCCCAGCGGUUCUUGCACUGGUUUCAACGCUGUCCACCUGUACGUCGCGGCUGUGCAAUCCCGGCUGCGGAACACCAAGAUCAAAUCUGGUCGUCAUCGCGAAGAUACGCGCAGUGCCAUAGACAGUGAGGACAUACGAAACAGGCCGACAGACAGCAAGGAAGAGGGUGCUGGUGCCAGAUUCGUUGCGGCUCCCGAAGAGGUGGAAGACACAGUGGUUGCGCCUCCCGUCGACGUGGCUUCUAGUGCCACGACGUAUGCCCGAGGGAAAGGGAAUGAUAACGAGGACGGACGUGGCUUAGUGCUGCGCGGCCAGACGUUGAUGGGCGGCGGGACCACAGUGACGCACAGAAGAACUAAAUCAAGAAUAAAGCCGAGAAUUCAUUUUUUGCAGAAAUGGAAAACGAAAAGGCAGAAUUCGGUAUCGGAACAGGAUCAACAGGAAGGAGAAACUUCUUUGCCUUCGACCUCGUCGCCCAGAGCAUCUGGCGCAUCGAAGGACCAUGAGGAAAAACCUCGGAUGAUUGCCGACAUUGAGAAAAGCCACCGCGAGGACCGUUCGUGGGAGAAUCAUUUACGACAACACAAUGGGGGACAAAAUCUUCUGCAAGUCAGUGCAUCACGAAAAACACAAGGCAAACAGGCGCUCGCGAGACAAACUACACUCUUGCACGAGACCAAAGCUGUGCCUAGAAUCGACGGGUACUGUUUGGGCGCCGAUGACUUCUUGAACUGCCCCACGACCGGCCCGAAGGCGUCUGUAAGUUUUCGCUCUUCGCAAGAUGAUGGGCCGGAGAUGCAAAUCCAACGGCCUUCCUCGGCGGUCCGGUGCAGGACGAAGCAGACCUUCGACUUUGGGCCGCCGGCGGUUGAAUCGCAAUCGUCGCGGCCGCGCAUGACCGUCCGGUUCGACGCGCGAAAGGUAAAGCCCGACGUGAACUUUCAAAUUGCGUGGUUCGUCGCCCCACUGGACGAUGAUGGGCCGACGGGUCGGCCGUGGUGCGGCUACCGCUGGAAGCACGACCGAAACGGCGCAUUUAAGUUCCGGACUGCCUCGUGUCUGCAACUUACUCUCGUGGACAUGAACGGGAAUGCCAACCCUCUCCAAGCAGGGCGCGCCGCCAGUGGGACCGCCGUUUUUCCCGAACUGGAUAGGACGGGUCAGACGGGCGGCGCGAUCCAGACGGCAGCGCACACCUGGCAGCUGGAUCCCAGCACCACCGGCGAGCUACUGUUGGAAACGCGCACCGGUCUGCCGAACGACGACUUCGUGUUCAGCGAGGUAUUCACGCCGGUAGAUAAUAAAAGCGAUUCGCAGGAAGUGGUAGAGGCUACACCGUUUGGCGUGACGUUGUCGGGCCAUGGCGCACCGUCGCCGACUGCCCCCGUUUAUGCGGACUACUCGCUGCCCCGCGCAUGGUUUUACGAAAAGAUGAGACAGAACGGGGUGCAGAUUGGGGUCUCGCUGUCCACGGGCUUUGUGCCGGUCCAGCAGGGUAGGUUCAGCCAGCGGAUCGGGGACCUGGCGGGGUCGAAACUUGCUCUGGGCCCCUUGCAGCUCUGGCACGCAAGGGUCGUGCAGGGCGAGGAGCCAAACCUGGUCAUCGUCGACGGAAAAUGCGUGCCGCGACAAACUCUUCCGACUUCCGACCAAACAAGCGUGGUCACGGAGGCUCCGUCUCUCGAUGUUGCAGUCCCGAUCACCAAUCCUGUCAAGACCACCACCACACCUACUCCUACAAUUCGUACUAGUACCCCCACCAACAUUAUCCCAGCCACCACAACAGUUCCCACCUCCAGCACCUCUACUUCUACCGUCACUCCCACAGCCACAAUUCUGCCCACGACAGCUACCGCCCCCAUAACCACCCCCAUGCCAACAUCCAGCGCUACCGACAGCAGUACUAGUGCGAGCACAAGCACAGCAGCGUCUGAAUCCAACAUGACCGCGACUGGUUCGUCGAAUACCAGCACAGUAGCGCCGACGUCCUCUGACACCGAGAUGAACACCCCUGCCGCCACAAGCACCAAUGCGACGGGGACAAUUAUGAGCACCAGUGCCCCACCAGCGAUCAACCGCCUUGAAGGAAACGCAAAUCUUACCGAUGGAGGCGUGCUGCCAGAAAUAGCUGGGCACAUAGGCCUCCCUGUAGUCUCUGCAAUGGCCAACGCGAGUACAACUGGUGAUUGUAGCGAGACCUGGGGGAAGUGCACCGAUGCGGAGUGUUGUCAACUCGAAAUGGAGCAUUGCGUGCGAGAUGUGAAGAACGAAAGCGAAAGACUCUGCGUGCCGGACGAAUUAAUGUUAGAGUACUUCGCGAAUGCAACCAAUGAAGACAAGCUACUGAAAUGAAAAUCGGUCUUCGAUCAGCAGCACACGAUUUUGCGUAAGUUUUCGCAUACAUUUCUGCAUUUUUAUGUGCAUGAGGCCUGUGAGAACCGACACGGAUUGCAUUCUUCUGAGUUCAUGUCUGUAGAUCUUUCGUUGUUGCGCGACUGGCGAGUAAAGCUGAAAUCAAAAGGAAAACUGCGCACUGUUGCUCGCUGAACGAGCGGCGAUUUUCAACUGCAUACAACUUGCCAGCGCCGCCGGAAGAGGCCGGAAUGCUGCACUCCCCUUCUGCCUUGCGUAGCGCUAUCGUGCCACGAGGGUCGGAGUCCGGCAACGUGCGCACACUCCUCCUGGUUGCGGCCGCGGUGGUCCUGAUCGCCGGAAUGGUAUAUCUGUUGCUUCACUGUCUUUACGGCACUGACCGUCAUUCCGCGGCCGCCUGGUCGUUGAGCGACGCCGAGGACGCCGAGGUGAUGGCCGAGUCUUCAUCCGACUAUCACUCCUACGAUCCGUCGACGGGAGGUUCCGCGGCCUCGUCGAAACAAGCUGCUCUCGGGGAGCAGACGAGCAAAAGAACCGAUCAUGGGGAUAAGCACAAAUCGGACAAGCAAGCAGAAGCACUGCAGGAGCAACUUGCACAGGAUUCUGCAUCUUCAUCUUCCGCUCUUCCGCAGUCUCCGCCUGUUCCUUCGCCAGAGCAGGGUUCCCCUGGACAACCAGACGCGGCGAGAAAGAAGAAGCUGAAAGGCAAGCGCCAAGCAGAAGGAGGUCCAGGAGGCACGGAAGCCAGCUCUGCCGGAACCCGAAUCGGUUCAGUGAAAAGGAGCCAACGUGGUGCACAGCAACUCGUUCCGGCAAUUCCAGCCGUCGCAGACAGCAACCCAAAACCUCGGUUCUGGGACAGGUUCCGGAGGAACCGGUCCAAGACUCCACCUCCAGCACCUAGUGUUAAAGCGACCACGCCUCCGGUGGUCCCGACGCCCACGCCGAUGCUCACAAACUUGCUACAGCGGGCGAAGCUUGUUCGGCCUGCGGCGAGCCCCCAAACGCAACAGGGUGCUGAGGUGAACUCGUAUCCAGGUAAACAGGAGCGGAGCCCGAGCGGCGCCGCGCUGUCGCAGGUGGACUGGGAGAGCCAACUGCGACAAACCGAUCAAGUAGGAACUAGUAAUCUCUCUUUCCUAGCCGAUCAGCUGGAGGAUAAGCUUUAGCCUUAACAUUUUUUACCUGCAUGGAUAGGUAGCGCUACAAACAAGAGAGAAACACUUUGGAGUCCUGUUCUUUGUAUACUUUUUCUGGAUCGGCGGGCUUGUAUCGAGACCGCUUUCAUCAGAAACUCCUGAGCCAUACGCCUAAUUUUUCAUAAUCAUAAGCGUAUGGACAUGGAGUCCCGUGCUGUGUUUUUCGCUUCCAAUCGUUCGACUCACUGAACAAAGAAAAA
Amoebophrya sp. A120 is the source of this 3964-nucleotide messenger RNA. NCBI's taxonomy places the organism in Eukaryota, Dinophyceae, Syndiniales, Amoebophryaceae. The record is from the annotation of a GenBank genome assembly.